UGUUUCCCACGUGGAGUGGGACUGAGAGGCCCGGGUGGCUGCAGGGACUCGCCUGGGACGCGGGGCGCAGGUGAGUCGACGAACGCCCCCUCCUGGUGCGAGCCGCCCGCGCCCCGGACGUCCCGGACCCCGCCCGUCCCGCGGACCGCCCCGUGCCCCGGGUGUGCUCGGCCCCGUCUGACCGCCCCGUGCGCCGGGUGUGCUCCGCCCCGUCUGACCGCCCCGUGCGCCGGGUGUGCUCGGCCCCGUCACCUGCCCGUGGCCGCGGCAAUGAAAUACGUGCCGGAAGUGAAGAAGUCGCCGCCGCACCUCCUGAAGCAAUUCACAGUGUGUGACAUUCCUCUGCAUGACAUUUGUGACUACAACGUCUCCAGGGACCGAUGCAAGGAGCUCGGGUGCUGCUUCUACAAAGGCGUCUGCUACGAGAAAGCAGUUCCCAGUAAGCAAGUUUCCACGGGACAGUCCUCAUUUAAAGAAAUAAGUCAGUUGAUUGGGAGAACCUUCGACACGCGGUUUCCCAGUGUGCUCCUCGUUUACGUCCACGUGUUCUCCGCCUUGAUUGUGAUCGUCGCUGGGGCCUUCGUCAUCACCAUCAUCUACAGAGUCGUUCGGGAGAGCAGGAGACAAAGGGCCGUCCCUACGGAUGUCGCGCUGCCACACAAGUCCAGCAAAAAGGCGAAGGUGGCCUCAUCCAGCAGCAAAUUAGGGCUGAAGCCUCCGAGUCCUGGGCCUCCGGGUGCUCGGCCCUCAAUGAAGAGUGACGCGGACAAGGAUGAUGUAACAGUGACAAUAGCAGAAACCGAAGAAACUGAGGACUGACUGAAACGCAUGAAGAAGUGGAGAUUGGCAGAAUUAUCCAAAUGAAAUGGUACAGCAGGUGCACUGUUAACAGUGUGAUGGAAUGACCACCCAAUGAGAAAAAAAUAAAGGUAUUUUGAAAAUUG
Molecule: messenger RNA, 944 nt
Organism: Macaca mulatta (Rhesus monkey)
Lineage: Eukaryota; Metazoa; Chordata; Mammalia; Primates; Cercopithecidae
Source: RefSeq, a predicted model, not a curated record